UUCCGUCAUUUAUUUAUGUUAGGUAGUUUUACUGUAAUAAAUUGUUCGUAAAAAAAGAAUUUUUUUUUUCAGAUGUACUAAAGGCAGAUGUCAGACACAUAUGUCGGUCAGACGGCUCAGUUGGCUGAGGCGCAGUCGAUCGACAAGUUUAGUGGAUUUGUCAUCGAGGUUCGAGCGCCAGCUCGGUCAUUUGAAAUUAAUAAAGAAGGCCAACGUCGUAGUAUAAAAUUCAAUAGAAUCUACGACUUUAAAUAGAUUAGUUGUUGUGGAGAACCAUUUCCUCAGGUUCUUUAACCAUGAUAUUCUUCUUCUCCCUAUACCUCGCUUUACGAAUACUUUGCCUUGAAGGAUUAUUUUCAGUAGUCUGUAUUUAGUGCCGUUUCUCAUUAUGUGCCUGAGAUAUUCUAACUUUCCCUUUUUAAUUGUAAUACAUCUAUUAAUACAAUUAUUAAUACAUCUAAAACUUUCUAAUAAUUUCUGGGGAUAUAAUUAUAAAGGAAAUACAAACAUUUUUUAGGUAUGCUACAACCACCGUUCUAUAAUAGACACUUCCCCAAAGCUCUUAACUUUGGGGGAAUCGGAGUAGUCAUUGGUCACGAAAUUACACACGGCUUUGAUGAUAAAGGCAGACUGUUCGACCAUGAGGGCAAUCUACACAUGUGGUGGCGAGAUGCUUCUAUAGAAAAGUUUUACGAACGCUCGCAAUGCAUGAUCGAACAAUAUGGACAGUAUGUUCUACCGGAAAUCCAUAUUGCUCUAGACGGAUACGUAACACAAGGAGAAAAUAUCGCAGACAACGGUGGACUAAAGCAGGCUUUUCGUGCUUACGAAACUUGGUUAACAGAGCAUCCCGAAGCAGACGAAACCUUAGCCAAUCUAAACCUAACCAGUAGACAAUUGUUCUUUCUUAACUUUGCCCAAGUUUGGUGUGGGCAACAGAGGAUAGAAGCUGCAAAGAGUCGAAUAAAAACGUCUGUUCACGCUCCGGGAGUCUUUAGAGUUAUUGGAGCUCUGAGUAAUUCAGAAGAGUUUUCCAGAGUAUAUAUGUGUCCCAAAAAUAGUCCUAUGAACCCUGAGUUUAAAUGUAUUAUAUGGUAGUUGUUAGUUAAUGCAUUAAAUUUAAAAAAAAUGUAUUUAAAGGAAGUGAAAAAAUAUUAUGUCAAAGUGUGUAAAAAAUGCCAUCAUUCGAGCUAAUGGUUAAUAUAGUUCAUCCGCUAUAACUUUUCCCAUGCGUCACGAUUCAUUUUCAAACAAAU
This is a messenger RNA of Diabrotica virgifera virgifera (western corn rootworm), 1256 nucleotides long. Its product is annotated as neprilysin-4. The record is from RefSeq and is a predicted model, not a curated record. Gene Ontology annotation, molecular function: metalloendopeptidase activity. The transcript has 2 exons. Lineage: Eukaryota; Metazoa; Arthropoda; Insecta; Coleoptera; Chrysomelidae. Gene Ontology annotation, biological process: protein processing. Bases 520 to 1098 code for a protein of 192 amino acids. Gene Ontology annotation, cellular component: plasma membrane.